UCAAAUUAAUGCAAGAAAGAUUUAAUACUAACGAAAUAGAUAAAACCAAUACCUCCACAAAUAGUAACAACAACAGCACUACUAAUUUAAAUAGUUUAACAAAGAGUAACAAUAUAGAUUAAUAAUAUAGUCAGUCAGCUCUUACUUUUUUUUCUCUUUUCUUUUGUAGAAAUAUCUCGAUUUUAGUUUGCGAUUCAUAGUGUUGGAAAUACUUCAAUGAUUUGUCAGACUUUUUCUCACCCUCAUUAAUAUACAAUCACUAACAAUACCAUCAUUUAAUCACUGACCGAAACUAUAUAUAUCAAUAAUUCUCUCUAAAGAAUUAGAUUUAUACCUUUUAAGAUCCAUUACGAUUCACACGUACUUAAAAUGUCUCUUUCUACUGUAUCUUCCUUGUUAAAAGUCCCUGAGGGUUCUCAAAUCAUCACUCUUGCUGCUGGCUGUUUUUGGGGAACUGAAAUGAUCUACAGAAAACAUUUUGGUGAUGGCAAAGGACUAAUCGAUUGCAAAGUUGGUUAUGCUAAUGGGUUUGCUCCCAAUCCAAGCUAUAAACAAGUCUGUGGUGGCCAAACAAACCAUGCUGAAGCUUUGCAAAUAUCUUUUGAUCCCAAAAUUGUUGAAUUCAAGACUCUAAUCGAUUUCUUCUUCAAAAUGCACGAUCCAACAACUGUUAACAGACAAGGCCCCGAUAUUGGUACCCAAUAUAGAUCUGCUAUCUUUACUCAUAAUCAACAACAAUUAGUCGACUCAGUUUAUGUAAAAGAAUCAUUACAAAAAUCUUUUUAUCUUAAUCAUAAAAUUGUAACUCAAAUUGAACCAAUUACUCAAUUUUGGGAUGCUGAGGCUUACCAUCAAAAAUAUUUAAUCAAUAAUCCCUCAGGUUAUGAAUGCCCAACUCAUUUUUUAAGAACUCAACAAAAGGUUUGAUGAUUUUCCCCCCAAAAAAAAUAAAAAUAGUCAUUAUAUAUUCUAUAAAAAAAAUUAUUCUGCAUUACUUGAUUACAUUAUUCAAUUAACACAUAUAUAAUGAAUAUUCGAUCAUAUCGUUAUAUAGCUCUUUCAUUUGAACGUCAAUCUUGCCAAAUAUGUUGGCUCAGUUGUUCCAAGUUGUGAUAAAAAUUCCUUGACAUAAUUAUCACAUUCUCCCAAAAUGUACUCUUGGUCUCUCACAUCAACUUUUUUAUUAUAUAAGAUUUGUUUCAUGAAUUCAAGUGGUAUAUCAUUAUAGUCAUUGACCAAUUCUUUAAAUUUUUCAACCAAUUCAUCCACAUCUUCUAAAAAUAUAAAAUCAAUUAAAUAUUCAAACAUUC
Messenger RNA from Ascoidea rubescens DSM 1968, 1310 nucleotides. RefSeq names its product peptide-methionine-S-sulfoxide reductase (gene MXR1). Gene Ontology annotation, molecular function: peptide-methionine (S)-S-oxide reductase activity. Bases 370 to 927 code for a protein of 185 amino acids. Lineage: Eukaryota; Fungi; Ascomycota; Saccharomycetes; Ascoideales; Ascoideaceae. The transcript is spliced from 2 exons. The record is from RefSeq and is a predicted model, not a curated record.